This is a messenger RNA of Schizophyllum commune H4-8, 1830 nucleotides long. RefSeq lists its product as uncharacterized. Gene Ontology annotation, molecular function: protein binding. NCBI's taxonomy places the organism in Eukaryota, Fungi, Basidiomycota, Agaricomycetes, Agaricales, Schizophyllaceae. The transcript has a single exon. The record is from RefSeq and is a predicted model, not a curated record. Bases 271 to 1584 code for a protein of 437 amino acids.
GGUAAAACCCGCCCCGGAAAACCACCCCAAGGCGCCCAGUUCGAGUUCCAGUCUGAACUUCCCUGGUACUUUUUUGGCAGAAGUUCCAGGGUCUGAACUCCGAGUUGCGGUGCACCCGAUCAGACUCUAAUUCCGACUCUGGAAGUCCACGUCGGUUACUGUCGGUUCAAGCCAGCACCUCGUACAGAGUCUCAUCCCGAUCUCCCAUUGCGUUUCCUCUUUCCUUCGCAGAAAUUUUGGGACAUCUUCAACUUUUCAGGGACUCAAUUCAUGGAUUCCGAUGACCGUACCAGAAACCACCCUAUCCACCAGAUCCCUUCAGAGAUCUUGUCGACAGUAUUCGAGUUCUCAAUGUCAAAGCAGUGGAUGAAGGACAGCGUGGGCAACGCGCUGCUCAAUGUAGCAGAGGUGUGCAAACUGUGGCGCAAAGUCGCCCUAGGCACGCCGCUGCUAUGGAGCUACAUCAACAUCGACUUCGCCCAUAUUCCUCGCCAUCGAUGGAAGAGUGCGCUUGCCUUGCGCAUGGAGCGAUGUGGGGACGUCCCGCUGCAUGUGCGACUGGUCUUUUCAGUUGACAGAGAUCUGGGUAACUGCGACAGGGAUACUUGGGAUUGGCUCUCUUCUCAGGCCUAUCGAUGGGCGGCCUUGACGAUAUAUAAUCCGCCGCAUGACGGUGCUCUCGAGGACGUGCAGUGGUCAUGGCCUAUUCGGUUCCCCAUCCUUACGCACCUGGACUUAGGAUGCGUCCUCACUUCCUUCCCCCUGCCAUUUCACUUGUUUCGCGACUCGCCUGUCGCCACACUGAAGUUCGGAUACUCCGGUAUUCAUACCCAUACCCCAAGUCUCGCUCUGACGACCCUCACCUCGUGCUGGAACAUCACAAAGCUGACUGUUGAAUGCAACAACAUCGGCACUGACGGCGAGUUCAUGCCAAUCAUGAAGUUCAUCGUUUGUAGCCCGACGCUACAAACACUCAAGGUCAGGACUCCCUUCUGGCGCAAUUGGGCGCCGGUGAACAGGCGAACCCUCCCAUCCCUGCAGUCCCUGACGCUCUCCGCCUCCGCGUUCUGCCACUACAUCAUCGCGCCCAAGCUCACAUCCGUCACACUUCUCGGAGAUGGCGCGUCCUUCCAAGGCGGACACGACGCGCUCGUCCUACAGUACUUUGCCGGCAUGGUACAGAAGGAGGGCACCGCCGCGAACCUCCAGUCGCUCAGACUCGUCAACUUCUUCGGCAUAACGAAGGCUGUCGUAAAAUGCCUGGAUAUGCUAUCCUCGUUGACGACGCUCGUCCUGGAGUGCUGGUGGCGGGCGGGAGACGAGCGCGAGCCCUGCGUAUCGUGGGACCUCCUCCGGGCGCUGACUCGCGACGAAGAAGGGGACGUAGGCCGCCUGCCUUGUCUUACUAGCCUCACUCUCCUCUUCGUCGCGGACGAUGACGAGAAGGAUCGCAUCGUUCCUCCGAUUAAGCGCAUGCUCUCAUCCAGAGCGCUUCGGCGCACGCACGAGGGAAAGGAAUUGGCAGCUCUCGAGAAGUUUCAGACGAACCUGGCCGGGGAUUGGACAUUGCCUGUAGCUGUUUGACCGGGUGUAUAGCGGAGCUCGCUAGAGCGGCAACGCGGAGGUCCACCGUGGUUGUUGGACUGGUCACGACCGAAGGUCUUCGGGCUCCUGUAUGCACGUGCUCCCAUGGGAUAAGCCGUUGAGGAGGCACGAUGGAUUACGCGUCCGGUGUGAUGGAACGCUGUACAGGAGUAAUAGAACGUUGUUUAGCAGCGAUGGACUAUCUAGCCGAGGUCGAUCAAUCGCACGCACUCAAUCAUUUCUUCG